This is a messenger RNA of Adineta ricciae, 852 nucleotides long. The record is from the annotation of a GenBank genome assembly. NCBI's taxonomy places the organism in Eukaryota, Metazoa, Rotifera, Eurotatoria, Adinetida, Adinetidae.
AUGCCUGAUGAUCCACAGUGGUUCGAAUCAUAUAAUGAUUCGUCUUUAUUUGAUACGUAUCUGGUCUAUGCUUUGAUUGGCACAUUACUAUUCAUUGCAUUCAUUGGUGUAUUGGUACUUUUAGCUACAUCAUAUUGCUGUUUAUACAGUUAUUUUUGUUGUUAUCGUCGUCAUCGUCAUUCGUCAUAUCAAUUAAAUGAUAAAGUUCAGGAGCAUGAAAAUCGAGAGAAAAUUUCCUGUUUACAGCUAUAUGACACGUAUCCGUAUUUAGUCAAUCAAUGUCCAUUGGAAAAACAAAAUUUCAACACGAGUUAUACAACGAUCAAUACUAUUGGGAACCCGAGUAUACCACGCACUCCAUCUCUUCACACAGUUCCACCCGAACAACAGUAUGAUGUUUCAAUUUCGUACAAGCCCAGUGCUCAUGUUGGUGUCACCGCAGUCAAAGAUCAUGUUAGAACAACAAACACUUGCUUUCAAGUUUCAUGUUGGCCUACACCACUGAAUCAUUUCAAUACAACGCAUGAAGUUGAUCAAAAUAAUCUUCGCACAUCUCCAUGUGCAAAUAUUUACGAAACAGUAGUUCCCAUCACCGCUGAUACUGCUCCUGUAGAUCGUGCUACACCCAUAUACGAAGCAGAGUGGACACAUAAUUUGAAACAGCUAAUUAUGACACGGAUGCCGUCCUUUGAACUACCAUCAUUAUCAUCGGGAAUAACUGCAACUACUGAUUAUUUUCAACAACCACAUCCGUAUAAUAAAGUUUUAGCAGCUCGUGCCAAAGCAUCGGAUUCGAUGCGGCGAAAUAAAAUGCUCAAGAGAUUGAAGGAUGAUACCGCUUUUUUGUAUUAA